UGUCCCGACCGAAGACUGUUCAUUCGACUGAUCGCCAUCACUUGGUGUCUGGCAGCUUUUGUUUUAGUCAGCAGCUAUAACAGUCUCCUCAUUUCAUACGUCACCUCGCCAAACGCCCAACCGCUAAUUAAUUCAAUGGCAGAUUUGCCAAAUUCAAGUGUUGAGAUUGUGGUGGACGCUGGACAGGCUAUAGAUUAUGUUUUGUCGAAUGCGGAAAAUGGAAUAAGCAAACAUUUGGGAGAUAAGUUUCGUAAGUAUCUACCGAAGUCACGCUGCUUAAAAACACAGUCGUGUGUCGACCUGGUCAAGUCUGGCAAUCACGUUUACAUCGCCGCUCUUCUUGUCGCACUGGAUGCCAUGAAAAAUGAUUUUCACACUACGGGAAAAUGUGAUCUGACUUUGGCAAGGCAAAUGGAACCCGGAACCCCGGGAACUUGGGUUUUGACUAAGAACAGCCCUUACACGGAAUACAUAAGCAGAGGGAUUCUUGAAAUGUUUGCAAAUGGAUUACUGGACAUUUGGACAAGAUGGUACCAGCCCGAUGUUCGACAGUGUCUAGACAAAGCGAACAAGAUCAUGCAACUGAAACCGUCCAAAAACAAUCCACCUCAAUUGUCUCUCACAAAUUUGACAGGGGCUUUUGUCGUAUUGUUAGUCGGAUAUCUCGUUACUUUUGCAGCAUUCAUUUCUGAACAUUUGUUUUGGCAUGCAAAAUUGUUCUAGGGGCAAUUGAAUCUCAUUUGUCAAUCACAAAACAUCCAACCCGUGCAGUUAUUUUCUUAUGUUAAGGGUUUUUGUAGCACAGGCUGAGCACAAGGCUGCAGCGCGUUCAAAUAACUAGAUUUUAAUCAAGAAGCUUUUGAUGUAUGUAGGGAAAAGAUGUGCCCUCUAAGUAUACCUUACACUAAAAUCUAAAAUAGACGAUUCACAUAACUAUGCACUAAAUCGAUUGAUCCCUAAUUAUUCGCUGUUGUAUCGUGAUCGUGAC
Messenger RNA from Daphnia pulex (common water flea), 988 nucleotides. RefSeq lists its product as uncharacterized. The transcript is spliced from 4 exons. The coding region runs from base 136 to 723 and encodes 195 amino acids. The record is from RefSeq and is a predicted model, not a curated record. NCBI's taxonomy places the organism in Eukaryota, Metazoa, Arthropoda, Branchiopoda, Diplostraca, Daphniidae.